This is a messenger RNA of Saccharomyces paradoxus, 1674 nucleotides long. It is a transcript of the gene ICL1, whose product is annotated as isocitrate lyase 1. The record is from RefSeq and is a predicted model, not a curated record. Gene Ontology annotation, molecular function: isocitrate lyase activity. The transcript has a single exon. Gene Ontology annotation, biological process: carboxylic acid metabolic process. Bases 1 to 1674 code for a protein of 557 amino acids. Lineage: Eukaryota; Fungi; Ascomycota; Saccharomycetes; Saccharomycetales; Saccharomycetaceae.
AUGCCUAUCCCCGUUGGAAAUACGAAGAACGAUUUCGCAGUAUUGCAAGCAAAAUUGGAUGCAGAUGCUGCCGAUAUCGACAAAUGGUGGUCUGACUCACGUUGGAGUAAGACCAAAAGAGGUUACUCGGCCAGAGAUAUAGCUGCUAGACGUGGGACAUUCCCGCCAAUUGAAUACCCAUCUUCAGUUAUGGCCAGAAAAUUAUUUAAGGUAUUGGAAAAGCAUCACAAUGAGGGUACAGUCUCUAAAACUUUCGGUGCCCUAGAUCCUGUCCAGAUUUCUCAAAUGGCGAAAUACUUAGACACCAUCUAUAUUUCUGGUUGGCAGUGUUCAUCAACCGCUUCCACCUCAAAUGAACCUGGCCCAGACCUAGCUGAUUAUCCAAUGGACACUGUUCCAAACAAAGUGGAACAUUUGUUCAAGGCUCAAUUGUUUCAUGACAGGAAACAACUAGAAGCCCGUUCAAAGGCUAAAUCUCAGGAAGAACUUGAUGAGAUGGGAGCCCCAAUUGACUAUCUAACGCCAAUUGUAGCUGACGCAGACGCGGGCCAUGGUGGUUUGACCGCAGUCUUCAAAUUGACCAAGAUGUUUAUUGAACGUGGUGCUGCAGGGAUCCACAUGGAAGAUCAGACAUCCACAAAUAAGAAAUGUGGACAUAUGGCAGGAAGAUGUGUUAUACCCGUACAGGAACAUAUCAACAGAUUGGUGACUAUUAGAAUGUGUGCCGACAUCAUGCACUCAGAUUUGAUUGUCGUUGCUAGAACUGAUUCAGAAGCGGCCACUUUGAUUAGCUCAACAAUCGAUACUAGAGAUCAUUAUUUUAUUGUCGGUGCCACCAACCCAAAUAUUGAGCCAUUUGCCGAAGUUUUGAAUAACGCGAUAAUGAGUGGUGCAUCGGGACAAGAACUAGCUGACAUUGAACAAAAAUGGUGCAGAGACGCCGGACUGAAGUUAUUCCAUGAAGCCGUAAUUGAUGAGAUUGAAAGAUCUGCCUUACCAAAUAAGCAAGAAUUGAUCAAAAAAUUCACCUCUAAAGUGGGUCCAUUGACUGAAACAUCCCAUAGGCAAGCCAAAAAGCUCGCUAAAGAGAUUCUUGGCCACGAAAUCUUCUUUGACUGGGAACUACCACGCGUAAGGGAAGGAUUGUACCGUUACAGAGGUGGGACACAAUGUUCUGUCAUGAGAGCUCGUGCAUUCGCUCCAUAUGCUGAUUUGGUAUGGAUGGAAUCUAACUAUCCAGAUUUCCAGCAGGCCAAGGAGUUCGCUGAAGGUGUUAAAGAGAAAUUCCCUGAUCAAUGGCUAGCUUAUAAUUUGUCUCCAUCCUUUAACUGGCCAAAGGCCAUGUCUGUUGAUGAACAACAUACCUUCAUUCAAAGACUGGGUGACCUAGGUUACAUUUGGCAAUUCAUUACAUUAGCCGGUUUGCACACUAAUGCUUUGGCUGUCCAUAACUUCUCUCGUGAUUUUGCCAAGGAUGGGAUGAAAGCCUACGCCCAGAAUGUUCAGCAGAGAGAAAUGGACGAUGGUGUUGAUGUAUUGAAACAUCAAAAAUGGUCCGGUGCAGAGUACAUUGAUGGGUUAUUGAAGUUAGCUCAAGGUGGUGUUAGCGCAACAGCUGCUAUGGGUACUGGUGUCACUGAAGACCAGUUUAAAGAAAAUGGAGUAAAGAAGUAG